This is a messenger RNA of Oncorhynchus kisutch (coho salmon), 2162 nucleotides long. Its product is annotated as upstream stimulatory factor 1. Bases 487 to 1344 code for a protein of 285 amino acids. The transcript has 11 exons. NCBI's taxonomy places the organism in Eukaryota, Metazoa, Chordata, Actinopteri, Salmoniformes, Salmonidae. The record is from RefSeq and is a predicted model, not a curated record. Gene Ontology annotation, biological process: regulation of transcription by RNA polymerase II. Gene Ontology annotation, molecular function: protein dimerization activity; DNA-binding transcription factor activity, RNA polymerase II-specific; RNA polymerase II cis-regulatory region sequence-specific DNA binding.
CCAAUAGGCUAUGUACAACGCACCAUGGCGGAGUUAGUACCUACAAAAAGACGCCAUUACUAUAUUGGAAACGACAGGCUGUGAUCGGUCUUGGGUUAGUUAUUGAGGACAUGUAGAGCGGUCACUCGACUAUCUUGUCAAUAUAAUAGAGAAUCUUUGUUUUAUGGAUGGGUGGACUAGCUGCGCUACAAUAUUUACGGGUUAGUUUGACUUCAAUUGGAUUAAAUACUCAUUAAAUGUGUCGGUAUGAUGAGCUAGCGAGUUGGGGAAAUCUCCCAUGCUUCUCUAACGAAUUCUAGCGCGGAUUGGUUGUUUGCAAGCUAACUAGCACAUUCGCCUUGUUUACAUUGCUAACGAUAGAUAGCUAGCUAACCAUUUUCGAGCCCUGCCGUCCAGUGUUUGAGGUUUAGGUUUGAAUUUGAGUGAAACUGUGGCGGACAGAAUCGCCGCUGCUGUUUUUUUAAAGGCAUAGGGCAGCAAACCGAGAUGAAGGGGCAGCAGAAGAGCCCGGAUGACGACGGUGACGUGCCCAUAAUCGAUGAAGGUGCUGUUGCCACAGCCGACGACCCAACUGCCAUCACCACCAUCCAGUCUGCAGCCACCUUCUCGUCUGAUCAACCAAUCAAGUACCUGUUCAAGACCGAAGGAGGCGGGUUGCCGGUGACGUACCGGGUGAUCCAGGUGUCUGAUGGACAGGUGGACGGACAGACAGACGGUGCCUCUGCUGUUAGCGUGGUGACGGGCUUCCCCGCAACGACACAGACUGUCACACAGGCGGUGUUUUCCCAGUCUGAGGGACUGGAGGGGGAAGCCUCAGAGACUCACUACUACUACCCUGUCACUGAUGCCACACAGACUACCAUGGUUGAGAAUGUUCAAGCGCCAGAAACACUGCUCACUCAGAGCACACCCACUGGUCAGCUAUAUGUGAUGAUGUCCCCACAGGACGUGUUGGGCGGAACAAACCAGAGCAAGUCAGAGCCUCCUCGUACAUCUAGAGAUGACAAGAGACGAGCCCAACACAAUGAAGUUGAGCGCCGACGCAGAGAUAAGAUAAACAACUGGAUCGUCCAGCUGUCCAAAACCAUCCCAGACUGCACCCUGGAUGCGACGAAGAAUGGGCAGAGUAAAGGAGGGAUCCUGUCCAAGGCUUGUGAUUACAUCCAGGAGCUGCGUCAGAGCAACACCAGACUGGGGGAGGACCUGGAGAAUCUGGAGAGACUACGCAUGGACAACCAGUUGCUCAGACAAGAGGUUGAUGAUUGGAAAACCAAGAACCAGAUGAUGAGAAGCCAGCUGAGACAGAAUGGCAUUGUGGGAGCAGCAGGUGUAGAUCCACAGUGAAGGAGAAGUGACAAAGGUGCCUGUACGAGGGCUCUGUUUGAAUUGCCAGAAAAUACACCCUCCUUUCCUCACUUGAGGUAGUAACUGAUCUGUAUGGGAUUGGAGAGGUGAAACGUAGGGUCCCAAUGAUACCAACCCAGUCAUCUUAUAUCUGUAAUUUCAUCUAGGAUGGAUGUAUUUGGAAAACAUUCGAACAAGGUCUAGGAUGUUGUGGGCUGUUGGAAUAUGACAACAUUGGUCAGUGGAGGCGGUUGUAUGCAGAGGGUUGCUUCCAACAAAUCUGGACUGCACUCUUUUUGGAUGUCCUCCGUGAUGUUUUCUUCCUUGACAAUUGUAUGGACACCCCAUGAUCAUGGACAUUCAUCCUACCUAGAAAAACACUUAAGCUACACAGCAUAAUACUCAUGUCUGUGUUCUUUAUCACCUUUGAAAUCAAAUGUAGUUUGUGUCCCCUCAAACAACUUGCCCAUAUAUGGGUAUUUCUACGCUCUUGCCACACAUUAUAUGAAAGAAAAAAUGUGAUGCCUUUUAUGUUUGAAAUAAAAUAUUUUAUGAAAAGGCUUAUUUAAAUGCUAGACUGAACCGAACACCAUGUCUAUUGGUUGACAGUUUCACUACCAGCUGACUGACACUGGUGUUCUACAUCAGUUUGUAUCAGUCAUUGAGCAAAUAAUGAAUUUGAUGGUUCUUUGUGUAUUUUUAGUUUUCCAAAAUUUGGACUAACCUAUUUCUGACAUUAAUACAACCUUCAGCCUCUAAUAUUAUUUUGUGUUAUAGGUUGAUUUGCUGUAAUUUCUAUUAAAUUUGUCUGAAAGAAA